Messenger RNA from Clarias gariepinus (North African catfish), 2160 nucleotides. RefSeq names its product family with sequence similarity 234 member A (gene fam234a). The record is from RefSeq and is a predicted model, not a curated record. Bases 119 to 1807 code for a protein of 562 amino acids. The transcript has 12 exons. Lineage: Eukaryota; Metazoa; Chordata; Actinopteri; Siluriformes; Clariidae. Gene Ontology annotation, molecular function: protein binding.
CCCCCCAGGGGUGACGGCGCAUGCGCAGUGUGCGUGUUGCUGGACGCUGGGACACACAGACACAUAGAGAGAGAGAGAGAGAGAGAGAGAGAUGACCGAGUGAACCGCAGUAAACUCCAUGAUGUCAGACUCUGCGGAUGCCAAUUGUGCAGAGGCGGAGCCUCUGAAAGGCCAACAGGAGGAGGAGGAGACAGACAGGUCGAGUGGGUGUGGCUGCGCAGGUAAAACAGGCGUGGCUAAGCUGUCAGGGUGGCGCACGGCGACUCUCCUGCUCUCGCUCUUCAUCUGUCUGAGCGUAGUGUUCGCCUUCUCCUUCAUCCUGCCCUGUCCCGUCAGAGCACAGUACUCCGCCACCUGGAACCUGACUCUACAUAAUGCAGUGACGUACAAGUUCCUGGCUUUUGGUGAUGCGAGUAAAGACAAAGUGCAGGACGUGUUCGUCACCUAUAAGAGCUCAGAGGGUCAUAUGAACACAAGCUGCAUAGAGAAAGGUCUGUCCUCCCCGUGCCUCUUUCUCCUGGCUGUUGAUGGCGCUGUUGGAAAUCCGCUCUGGGAAACUCCUUUAACCGCUGAAUUUCAGUGGGCAGAAUGUGGGGUGGGCGGAGUCAAUGGAGAGAAACUCUGUGUGGUCGCUCACGGUGAUAAACUCACCCCCGUUAACAUGCACACAGGUGAGUUUGUGUGGAACCGUGCCCCCCCUCUGGUUGCUAACAGUCACCUCCCAGUGAUCAGUCUGCCUGAUCUAAACAAGGACAAAACCAACGACAUCGCCGUGCUGAGUUACUCAACCACCAACACACCAUCAGGGACGGAGCUGGUGUUCUUCUCGGGUGAAACUGGAGAGGUGAUUGGCUCCAGCAAGGAUGUGGGCGUGGCCCCGGGGCAGAUGAGGUCACACAUGCAGUUCAGCACGGCGAGUAAAGCGCAGUACAUCCUGCUCCAUACAGACAGAGGCCUGUAUGCGGUGAGUUUGGCGACGUUGGUCACUCGUGCUGGUCUCACCUCCAACCUGCAGAAAGAUAAAAGCUGGGAACAACGAGCCGAUCAACAGGGACUCAUCACACUGUACAACUCUAGCUCGGACCCUUUGCAGUCUGUACUGAGGGUGAGAGGUGGAUAUUCGAGCUCCUCUCGCUCACUGCUGCUCCACACACAAUCCACUGUCAUGCAUUUUGACGCACAAAAACUCAGCGUUACCUGGACCUCCAACGCAAGUAACCUGAUCAGUACUCCAUCAUUUGGAAACUUCAACACAGAUGAGGAUCCUGAUGUUGUUCUUGAGGAAAACCAGGGAAACAACACCAAGAGAGUGGUGAUUCUUGAUGGACAGACGGGCGGUGUCCUGUGGGAGGUGAUCAUGUCGUUCAACCCUGACGAUCCUCAGCCUGGGACCAUCCUCACACUCAACUCCUUCUCUGUGUUCAUGCUGUGGGGAGAGUCAUACACACACGACAACCACACGAGUGUGGAGGGUAAACAGCACUCUUCAUAUCUGCUCCACCCACUUCAUGAGACCGUCCUCCUGGAGAGGAGAAACUCCGCCCAAAACAUUAUCACCUUUCAAGCACUUCUGUUGGAGCGAAGCCGUCAUGCCUGUUACUUCGUCCUGACCGGACAGGACGGGGCCCAGACGGGCGUCGGCUCCGAGCAGGUGAUCCUGACCAAGCGCAAGAUCAAAGGCGAUGUCGACGAGAGCGGCGUGUUAGGAGUGGGCGUGUCGGGAACACUGGGCGGAGACGUCUCCUCACAGGCGGACUAUGUGAAGGAGGCGUUCUACAGACUGAGGUUCAGCGAUCCGGCUCAGUGACUGUGUGUGUGAGUGUGUGUGUGUGUGUGUGUGAGUGUCUGAUUAUUUUUGUGUGUGACACUGAAUUCUGUCGCUUAAACACUACUGUUUCUAAUCCUUAAAUCUAACACACUCACCAGACUCGCACCAUAAGCCCCGCCCCCCUGCCGCCCCUCUGCCACCCAGUUGUCAUGUCUGAUCCCUAACCUGUCGGUGCCCCGUGUUACCGAGAAACAAAUUUCAACACCUUUAGCUGUGACGACGAACCCUAAGUUUACAGGAAGUGCUCAGGGACGCGCGUCUUUGGGGACAGUGACGUCUGUCCAGGCGCGGUGCAUGCUGGGGCAGGUCCAUCAUUUACUCCUGUUUAGACU